Molecule: messenger RNA, 399 nt
Organism: Lingula anatina
Lineage: Eukaryota; Metazoa; Brachiopoda; Lingulata; Lingulida; Lingulidae
Product: cleavage and polyadenylation specificity factor subunit 5-like
Biological process (GO): mRNA 3'-end processing; regulation of DNA-templated transcription
Cellular component (GO): mRNA cleavage factor complex
Molecular function (GO): RNA polymerase II cis-regulatory region sequence-specific DNA binding; mRNA binding; DNA-binding transcription factor activity, RNA polymerase II-specific
Source: RefSeq, a predicted model, not a curated record
AUGGCGACCCUCACUCCUAGAAGAAGCGGUUGGCCAGCCGGUAAAACACCCCAAAAUGCCUAUAUGUCGUCUGGAUCAUUAACACUGGAAAGGACGAUAAACCUCUAUCCACUCACAAAUUACACAUUUGGAACAAAAGAUGCUCUGUAUGAGAAGGACAGCUCAGUGCAGGCCAGGUUCCAAAGAAUGAGGGAAGAGUUUGAGAAAAUAGGGAUGAGACGCUCGGUGGAGGGAAUUCUACUUGUACAUGAACACAACCUCCCACAUGUAUUAUUACUGCAGCUAGGAACAACAUUCUUCAAACUUCCAGGAGGAGAAUUAAAUGCAGGUGAAGAUCAGGUAGAGGGACUGAAAAGGCUACUGACAGAGGUGAACUUUAAAUCUUUGUACUUUUUUUAG